Molecule: messenger RNA, 549 nt
Organism: Prorocentrum cordatum
Lineage: Eukaryota; Dinophyceae; Prorocentrales; Prorocentraceae
Source: the annotation of a GenBank genome assembly
CCCCUGCAGGAGGCGCUCUGCCGGCGGCUGCCCGCGUCGCCGGCGCAAGCGGCGGUGGACAGCGCGGAGGACUUCCUGACGAGGGCGGUCCCUGAUGCGCCGCCAGACCUCGAGAGCGCCGCUGCGUCUCUCCGCGACGCAGGGUUCGCCGUGGGCUGGCAGGUGGCCCACGCGCCCAUGGAGGUCGCAAAGACCAUCUUGUCGCCGACCGACUUUCCCAGAGAGCUGACCCUGGUGGCGCUCGCUCAGCAGCGCCACCGCGCCGCGGACCGCGUGUCCAGCGUGGGCGCGAUGACCCGGGCCCUCGCGCAGGUGCGACGGGGAGUUCGACGCUAUUCGUGCCCGGGGAUGCGCGGGGCCCCCAACGUCGACCACGGCCACAUGAAGGACCACGAGGCAAUGAAGCCAGUCGUCCGGGCGGCCAGGAGGGCGGCGCCGUCGGGCCCGGACAAGAGCCGGCACUUCUUGCGUCGUGGGCCUCUCGAGAAGUGGGCGCCGCAGUGGCUGGGGGCCGCGCCCUCCGCGGGGGGCAUGACGCACGCCCAGUGG